AUGUCACGCCGAAACAUCGCCAUCAUAGGCGCGAAUGGCCAUCUUGGCCCAUCGAUUUUGAAUGCUCUUCUAGCCGAGCCAAAUUUUAAGACUACAGUCAUUUCCAGAAAAUCCUCAAAGUCAACCUAUCCCAAUGGCGCAAACGUUUUGUCUGUUUCCGAUGACUUGCCUAUGGGAGAACUGAUUGAUGCUCUUCAUGGCCAUGAUGCUCUUUUGUGCACUUUUGGUGGUACACUGGUUGAAAUGCAGAUUAAGCUUGCAGACGCUUGUAUCGCUGCUGGUGUUCGCACCUUCAUACCAGCAGACUUUGGCUCUUGCGACUCUUCGAGUCCUCGUGCAUUGGAACUUGUUCCAUUGUAUGUUGGCAAAACCAAAGUGCGCGAUUAUCUCAGGUCGCAAGAGGACAAGCUCUCAUGGACAUCGCUUGUCUGUGGCCACUUCUUUGAUUACGGUCUGAAGAGUGGGCUGCUUCAUGUGGAUCUCAGUAAACGCGAAGCAAUGAUAUUCGACGGAGGUGAUAUUCGAGGAAGCGCUUCAACUCUUGCCAGGGUUGCUGAGGCGACUGUGCAGGUACUGCACCAGGAGGCGGCAACAAAGAAUAGGAUGCUCUAUGUGCAGAGCUUCUGUGUCAGCCAGAACGAGGUCUUGAAAGCAACCGAGAAGGUCGUUGAUGCGAAAUUUGACGUGAAGAAUAUUGACUCUGAUACCUACAUCAAGCACCUCCAGCACAUACUCGAGGAGAAUCCAAAUGAUGGUGAGGCCAUUGAGAACAUGGUCGGAGUCGUUGGCAUCAUCGAUGCAAACUGGGAAGAGAAGCAGGACUUCGCCAUGGACCUUCUUGGACUGAAGGAUGAAAACCUUGAAGAUGUUGUAAAGAGGACUCUUCAUGUAUAG
Molecule: messenger RNA, 894 nt
Organism: Pseudovirgaria hyperparasitica
Lineage: Eukaryota; Fungi; Ascomycota; Dothideomycetes; Acrospermales; Acrospermaceae
Product: NmrA-like family protein
Exons: 2
Coding region: 1-894 (297 amino acids)
Molecular function (GO): oxidoreductase activity
Source: RefSeq, a predicted model, not a curated record